Molecule: messenger RNA, 16156 nt
Organism: Bombus huntii
Lineage: Eukaryota; Metazoa; Arthropoda; Insecta; Hymenoptera; Apidae
Exons: 7
Coding region: 15035-16156 (373 amino acids)
Biological process (GO): sensory perception of smell; detection of chemical stimulus involved in sensory perception of smell
Cellular component (GO): plasma membrane
Molecular function (GO): odorant binding; olfactory receptor activity
Source: RefSeq, a predicted model, not a curated record
GCGAACUCAACAUGUUCUCGGAAAAAAGGAGGAAAAGAACACUUGUUCUUUCGUCAAGAUACCAGCCGCCUCGAGCUUCCCAAGAGGCAGUGAAACAUUCGAUAUCAGAAAAUGAUGCAACCGAUCAAGAAUCUUUCACGACAUGCCCUCGUAUACUUCGCGUAACCUGUAAAUCUUGCGUUUUACAUACGGAUGAGCAUUCACUUGAGAAGCGGAAUACAAAUUACCAUAAAAACGGAUGUUAGGAAUUCAUUGCACACAUUCGUAAUUUAUAUUUUGCACCGGCUGAUUCGAAUCUUCGUUGAAAACUGGCUGAUGACGGUAGCGCUUUACCCGUUGUUUCGUCUAACAAAAGGAAAAAUUAAAAUCAAAAUAUUCAGCUAGGCAAAUUUAUUCAGAAAUACACCGUUCUCUCAUUUAAAUUACGAGAUAAUUCGUAGGGCAAGGUAUUGUGUUCUUCUCUUUCAUACGAGUCGCCGUAAAAUUCGAACUUCAUUCCAAGUUAUUGUGUCGUGGUUUCUUCCAAGUUUAAAGCCCUCUUGAUUUAGCGAUUCUUUAGUUUUUCGAGCACGGCCGAGAAACAGCGGAAUGAAGAUUUGUUUGUAAAGGAAUGAAACGCUUUACUGUUCUCGCUUCACGCGGUAUGUUCGUACUAUGAAUCUUACACAAGUAAGCUGCCCCUUCGUUGUCCAUAAUUCCCCUUCAUCUCACCCUAACUUCUUUACUAAUUCCGUUUCUUCCAUCUUAGAUUUUCGAUGUACGUCGCGUUUUAUAAAGUGCAACGAAAGGAGAUAAGGAAGAAAAAGAUAUAAGAACGUCAUACAACAGUGCGAAACAGCGCGCCGUAAAGUUUAGAUGCGCGUUUCUCUCGUCAAAUACCAGCAUAGCUUUGAAUGAUCCAAGGAAGUACGACUUCCCCUCCAGCUUCCGCUUUGUGAAGUUUUUUAAAUUGUAUCUUCUUCACUUUUCGCCACCAACAACCCACAUACGAAAGUUUGAUCUGAAAUUUCUAAACGUCUUAUUGUGAACGGUAUCCUACACAAAUGGCAAGAGUAUAAACUUCUCGAAAUAAAAAUAAUAAUGGAACAACAGAGAUAACGUACAGAAGGAGAAAGAAAAGGGAGGAGGAUGGAAGAGUUAACAACUCGAAGAAAAAACGUCCGGUCUAUUUCAUUUUUUAGGUGGAAACAAAAUAGGAUUUUACCGAGCUAAUUAACCGACAAUCACAGGCUCAAGUCGGGCACCGUCCUUAAAUCCGUGCUUGGCUACGUGAAACUGAUUAAUUUUAGCAUUUCAUUAAAAACUUCGCGUCGUGCGAAGAAACGAAACAAAAGCUUCGUUUGCGAACAUAAAUAUCGUCCUUCUAAACCUACGUAGUUCCGUGUGAGCAGAACAAAUUUUCAUAUUUCAAAAAUGGCUUGAAACAUCACCUGCGUGAAACAGACGGCAUAGUUGCAUAUUCAUUUCUGUUUCGUCUACGUUUUUUACACGUUUUACACGUUUUAUGGAUGUUCUUUCAUUCGACGUUUCAACAGCACUGGUAGUUAAAAUUCAAACACAAAGAUCCGAAGCUUUUAUGAUCUAACAAUGUUGACCAAUGUUGGCUAAGGUAUUACAUUACACGAGAUAAAAGUACGGACAAGGUAGCAAAAUAUUCCCUACCAUUCGGCAACUCCAUUAUUCCUGUAUCGUAUUCAUCUCCGUUUACAUGAUUUCUGUUACUUCUACGUCGUAAAAAUAAAAACGAUAGAACCAUUAUAAUUGCCAAAAUUCCAUUAUCUCCAAUGAAAUUAUGAAAACGAAUUUAUAGUUAAUCGACAUACUGUAAUUACGAUACAGCUAAUGUGUAAAGUCUAAUUAAACGUUUCGAUGUAUGCAAUGUGUGUACGUCGAUACCUGCGAAUCGUUCGUAUUUCAUUCUCAUACGUCAGUCAUAAUUAUAGAAAUGAUGAAAGAAGAAGUCAUUAAGAUAAGUGGCGAGCUUAAUGAGCGCCGGGGAAAGUUGAAUUGAUCGAAUUGCUCGUGACAGGACGGGGCCCGUGAUAACGAGCGCCACUAGAGAUAUCGCGUGGGAUCGAAUUUCCUAGGAAUUCUAUAUAUAUAGUAUAUCAAGAUCCAGCGCGCGAACCUCGAAAUAUCGUUCCCGCUAAUUGUCGGUUACUCUUUAGUACAGGAACGGGUCAGUUCUAAAUAAAUUAUGGCGGAACAGACGGAAAAUCGAUUCGGCUGGAGCGAAAGCUCAUCGUCCGAAUCCGUGCGUCGGCUUCAACCCUGUAACUUGUCGUUUGCCGAUUGAUGGCUGCUUCUUCUGUAGCGUUUCGACAGCCACGAGAAACGAAGGCGUCGCGAAUAGACGGAAUUGGAUUCCGGUGUAGUGAUUGCAAAUGCGACUACACCCGCAUCCUUGUGAUUCUGUCGUGCUCCCCUGGUAUUCACAGGGCACCUCGAUUUUCAACUUAUCGAUCCGAUUCGCUGGCGGGUUUAAUUUUCUUCCAGCGUCAUGCUUCUUCCGUCGCCUUGGCGUGCACCGCUGUCCAAGUACCCCAUAAAUAUGUUACAGCUACACGGUCAAACACGUUUUUUCCCUGCUGACAGCAGUCCAUUGAUAUUUCGGCGAGAAAGUCUAGUCUCCACGAGUACAUUCACCGCUCGCGAUAAUCUUCGUGCAACUGUGUUUCCACAAAUAGAACGAGAAAGAAUUUCACAGCAUACGAUUCAUGUUAUUGCACUCGAUUAGGAUUGCUUAAUUAUUAUCUUUUUUUUUCUCUCUUUUUUAUACGUGGGGAAAUCCUCAUGGACAUCCCGCCGCUCUUCUGGGAAGCGACGGGGUAGUGUCGGACUUCACCGACUAAGACCUCACGGUGGUCCGCCUGACGCUCAACAGGGGUGCCCCGGGACUAAGAAAAGGCAAGAAGAAUAAACCAAAAAGACGGAGUUGAUUAAUUACGCUUGAUUGUUAUCUAGUCGCAGUUUGUUUCGACGAUAGCGCCCCAAGAAUAACCAAGGAACGCACUUACCGAAAGAAUAACUCGAUACUCUUGGUUAAAUCGGAGAACCAGGUCGACAGAAAUACAUGUGUUACUUUCGAAAUUACGCUUUCACAUAAUUUUAAACCGGGUCAAGUUGGAACGGGGUAUACGGUUCACAUGCAGAGGUUCGUGCGUGGCUGUUUACUCAAGAUUUUCGGGCCGGUCGGUUCGCCAGAAAGUUUGCCCGCGUUGCAAUAUUUCUGGUAACGUUUGCACGAGCCGGCCGCCAAGGAACCAAGAACGGAGUCCACUUUGGAAAAUUACUCGUAGAUCAUAAGAAUUGUUCGACCAUAAACCACCUCUAUACGGUCACGUCAUAGGGCCGAAUAAAAUAAGAAAUGUUCCAUCUGUUUGUAUAGUUUUUACCCGAAAUUGGCAUUGCAGCAUAGAUCGAAGUCGCUGUAUCUCUCAGAUAUAUCGAAAGCUGUGACAGAACUUUUGGCACCUCUUUAUGAUUAAAGAAUGGAUCCGAUAUUCUAUGCUCUCGUCUUUAAGCACCAGUUAUUCUUUCGAUAAUCGAAAAUAACGCGUAAAAUCUACUGGAAAAGUAAGCUUCAGAAUUUUUGAAACGUUAUUUCGGCUCCGUAGUCGGAAAUGGAGUUGAUCUCUGCUCUUGAUGGUACUGAAAAAGAAGCCCGAUGUAAGAAAUUUCAUCGCCUUCCGACGGAUAACCGACAAAGUUGCACCUAAAGUCUGUAGCGAUAUAAAAGAAACGCAAAACGAAGGAACGGGUGUAUGAAGGGACUACGCGGAACGAAUGAUAGGAUCGAAGUUCGAUCGCGAAGAUUAAACGAGGAUCGAAAGGAAGCCGGAAGCAAGCCAAGGGUGCAAGUCUGCCCGCAAAGUGAAACAAAUUGCCGCGAACGAGCCCCGAUUCGUCGACACAGUCGUUGAUCCUUCCCCUAAUUCCGUCAUAGAAAAUCCGGCAAGAUUUUAAAGUCGAUCUUCGAUUCUCCUUCAACUUUCGGAUAAUCUUCUUGCGUUCUUUCGAGUAUCCGUGAAUUGUCGAAUUUCGUCUUUGAGAACCGCAAUUUUCUACUCGAUAUGCUUUACCGUAGAAAUGGUCGAAGGGUAUGAUUUAAACGCUAAACGCUAAAACGGUCACGUCCCGCAAUAACGGCCAGUAUCAAAAAUCUUGAUCGCGAGAACAGCUUAAUUCUCACUUUUUCGCUGCGUUUCCAGUAAAAACCUCCGGAAAGGCAAUUAAAAGUUCCAAGCUGUUUACCGGCGGGCGAGCAAAAGCCGUGAACAGGUAAACAGAGAAUUAAAGUUUCCGAAACGAAACGGGUUCGCCGGCUAGUGCUUAACGAGGACUCACGAAAUGCGUCUUUUUAAAAAUCCCGUAAUUAUGAAAACCUUCGUUAUAAACUCCACCGACCAAUCGUAAAAUUUUAAUGGUGCCACUUGGAUCUUUACUCUUAUUAAUUUGAUUUCACGCGUAUAAUUAUCGCGGGAAUAACGGCGCUGGCGGCGGCGCGUCGCUGUGUAUAAAUGAGAAGCUUUAUGCACGACAUCGAUCGGGUUCCAAAAACAGAGAGAUAUAGUCGAACACAGUGAACAGAUUCCGCGUUAUAACGCUUUAAAAGUAUUUCCUUAGUUUUCUCUUAUCGCCGGAUGCCAGACCGUCAUUUACGUUCACGGACAUCGAAUUUUAAACAUCGUUAUCAAGUCUCUUCCUUUAGUUACUUCGUGUUAUUAUAGAGUCACAACGUUUAAUUGCUUCUUCGCGUGUUCGUUUCUAUUCGAUGAAACGAUGAAACUAUCGACGAGUUCGUUCCUACAAUAUUGAUAGGUCGUUUGGCAAUCGUGCCGAACUUAUUUGCAGCAAGACUUUUUGCACGGUGUCCAACCCCGAUAACGAUCGGAUAAUGCACCAUCCGUGGCAGAGAAUCGAAUCUAGAAUCGGAAGUUUGAGAUCUUAAUCUACUUUUAAUAUCCUGCGUCUGAGAGGUCUCCCGUAGCUCAAUGAUCGCGGAUCAACGCCAAGGAAUGGAAAAGUUUGCUCGUUCGACUGGUGAACCGAGAGAUACCGGUCGUUCAUUUUCUCACGGAGAUUGCAAUGGAAAAGAAAAGAAUACCCAUCGAUGGAAACCGAAGCUAACUACCCCGAGAUCCUGGCCAUCCAUAGGGUCAAAGAGAAAUGUCACGGAGGUGAAUCUUGUCGAAACUCCAGACAUCGUACCAUUCCGUUUUCAACUCUGUCAAGAUCAGGGAAAUUCAUCAAUCUUUGUACGGACAAUCCUUGUCGCGGCUUAAUCUGCAAACGUAUGUAUCUCUCGUCACGUCUGACACGUUCUACUUUCUAACGAAUAAAGUUCUAUUCAAUUGCGUUCCGAUCGAUCUUCCACGAAUCUUAUUAAACGAUUAUUUGUCUUCCAACUUGAUCGUUCUCGCGAUAUCGGCCGGAUCAUUUCUCCAUCGUUAAUAAAAUGUCGAGCGUAACUAAUACGCAAUUAAUACCCGGCACAGACCGAGCUAUCGAUGAUUCAAUGAUUAGAAGUAGCUUCAACUAAUUACACGCGUAUCGCUCCGACCCUACGAUUAAUCAUUAAUUACCCUGGCUAAUGAAUUUCACGCAAAUAAAUACGAUAACAUAGCGAAAAGUUUGAUCUAUGGCCACAAUAUACGGAAAUAGUCGUACCGAUGCUUGCAGUCGAACGAUAAAUUCAGAACUCCGAGAUUAAAUAUAUAUAUCUUCUUCAACCAAGAAGCAAACACCUUUUUCAGAAUAAAAAUUCAUUACUUUCAUUAACUCUGUCGUCGUUUCGCUCGCGCUUACGAUACAUUUUUGUUACUUGGUCCGUCAUUCGUGCGUGUAUGUGGGUCGAAUGAACGCUAUUUCUCUUUCGCCGGGCUAAAAAAGCUUGGUGCAUAUUAAAGUACAUCGCGGCCAACUGCAAAUCAUAAAUCAAAGAUUAUGUCUAAACCGCGUGCAUUUUAAAUAGCAAUUAAAUGUUUUUCCGCCACGUAGAAAAUUUAAUACAUCUUCGUUCUAAUUACUUUCCCUUCAGAGUGCUACUUACGCGCUCUUGCGCGUGGUUGCAACAACGCUUCAACAUUUUCCCAGCAUUUUCUCUCUACAUUUUUAAUCUUUCCUUCCGCAUAGAUUUUUUUGUUCGUUUGAAAUUUGGUUGACCGCUGUAAUAAUUUUCGUUAAGUCAGAUCCUGUGCUGGUAAGAGAUAUAGAGUAGGAUAGUGUAGAAAAGUUUUGAUAUACUUGAUACAGCGUGUCAUCCGCAUGCACUCGUUAACUUAUGAAACUGCGAACCAUCGUUUCUUGAACGAAACCGACCUUCAUCUACCUCUAAGAUAUUUCACGCUUCUCAGACGUGUAUGACGAAAAUUGUGAAAUGGCAAGUUCGAAUGGAUUCAACUUACAGUCAUGCCGGUGUGGAAUAGCGUCGAUUGAAUUCUACUCGAGAUCUGAAAAAAGUAUUAUCAAGACGAUAAUAUUAAUUUUCAAACGGCGUAUAAUAUGUGCGAGACUGCGAGAUCAAUUACUCUUGGAAUCGUGUUACAAAUUGUUUAACAGCACACACAAUAUUGAAUUUCGACAGACUACUCUGUGUUUCGAUUACAUUCGAGGGUAACGGAAUACAUACCUUGUCUGCUUACUACCUAAUGUAUAUCUGCUUACCAGAGAUCCUUCAUCAGUUGAAUUCUAGGGGCGUUUGACUCGCAAUAUGCACAACGAUCUCCAGUUGCAAGUUUACUUGGGCUCCGUUCGUGAUGGAAUUGCAAGCGAAAACUGACUUUCGUCAAUUCAAACGAUCUUCUUUUUUCAAUACACGCCUUCUUGCUCUCUUUACGUAUCGUCUGGUAUGAAACCGAAUCGUCUGGUAAAAAUCAAAGUUUGACGUGGGAAGGUAAAAGCUGAAAGCGAGGUUUGCAAUCUGUCAUGAAACACCGACUAUGUGAUAGGUAAACACAUACUUUGUUAAACUUUCAGAACACAACACAGUGAAUAUAAUCGCUGUAACGCAUCGAUUAAAUUAACGAGACAAACGAGUGGAACUCGUCGCGUGACUAUGACUUUUAGAAGCUGUCUCUCGGUUGUCUAGCGGGUAUAUCAUCGAUAUGAUCGAGUCUGCUAUCGACUAACUUGUAUCACCUUCGAUUCACGGUAACGGCGAAUUCCCUCGAGUCUCGGUACCGACGUCUUACUUUAUCAAAUUUUAUGGAAUGGAAAACCCGAGUAUUUUCUCUGUUCGCUGGACAAGCGGCUUCUCGUGGGGAUCAGUGAAACAAUUUGUAAUAUAUCGAAAGCAACAAACGGCAAGGAAACGUUGGAUUAAAUGAAAUUGAUAAGCGAAACGAUCGCUGUCUUUCUCUCUCUCUCUCUCUCUCUCUCUCUCUCCUUUUUCUUCGUAGCUGAUAUUUCUUUUUUCUCUCUUGUCAGAGAAACAACGUAUUUGCUUGUGAUCGUAGAAUCCUUCAGGAAACCACUGCAUCUCCAGAGACAUCGCAGGAAAUCUUCAUUACCGGUAUAGAUAGGAAGAGGAGAAAAUCCGAUGAAAUAGUCGGACGACGGGGCAGAUCGGGGCAGGUGUGGAAGUUUCGAAUCCAACGGGAGAGAGACUGCGUACACGGGUCUUGCAUCAGAGCGUAAUAAAGGCGAUGAGCGUUCUUUCAUCAGGGAAAAAAGUUUUGUCCCGUUUUGCCGCGGGAACUUCCGCGGCGCCAAGAAAAUCUAGUUUGUCCCUGAGUGAAUAUGCAUGGAAUAGGAAAGGGAGAAAAUAUAGAUAUCGUUCUUAAUGCGACGCGCGAAGAUACGUUCACCAAUGUAAGAAGUAGAGGAGAGAAAGGAAAGAAACGAAAGGAAGAACCGCGUUAUCCUUUGUCUUUUGAAAUGGGAAACGCUAUUUUUAUUCGGCUAAAUACAACGGAAACAUCCCACGGCAAAGAAAGGUAAUUUACAAUAUGGCAAGGGGAAGGUUUUAACGUUAUAUGCCAGCGAACCAAAUGAAACGAACAGUCGAUUGUAUAUCAUCGGCGUGCGAACCCCUGAAUGAUCAUUGAAUGAGCAAUUAUAUUUCGAAGAGAUGGAGCUGGUUUCGAUCGAAGGUACGAUAAUACUUUACUGAACGACCAAGUUAGAAAAGAGAGAAACCAAGGAUAAUGGAGGAGAAAGAAGAGAUUAACGCGUUUUACGCACGACCCACCAUUGUUUUAAUUUAAUUUUUACUCGCGCGUCUGUAUAAUCCGCAAGGGAAUACUAGCAAACGUUUUCCUUAUCGUGUUCGUUUUACCCUGUGUAUGGCGUGUUCGUUUUAUCGGUAUUCUUCUAGUUUCAUUACACGUAUAUACAAACAGUCACGUACCAGCGUAAAUACAAUCAGAGUUUUUGAAACCAGAAGUGUGGAAAUAUUGUGUUCCUAGCGUCUGUAUUAGAACGCACAAGCUUUUUCAGUCUCUCCCACCUUUUAUCUUCAAAUUGGCGCGCUCGCGUCGCUGCAGCCGGAAUAUGAGCACUAGACUCGUACAUUUUGCUUAACUUUACACGUUGUUCUCCUCCUGUAUCCUUUCGCUAGGAAGCUCUGUAACUUUGUCGCGCUAAACGAAAGAGUUCAACGUUUUCUCUUAUCCAAUUUCUUAAUUUUGUUUUUUUUUUCCGUUUCCAAGUUCUCCCACCUAAUCUAUACUUAGAGCUUUAACUUUAUUUAUAAUUUGAGCGUAUAACGUGGCAAGGUCUGAUCAAAUUUCUUGUAUCAAAUGUAAAGUUACUGCAUACCGCGUUCAACCGAAACCGUGCACACGGUUAUGCACGCUUGAACGAGGAUAGGUAAGAAAAAAAAAAAAAAUCGAGUUGACCGAUUCGUCGGUUAUUCCAUUAACUUUGGUCAGUGAGCAGUAACGAAGCGGGGCUCGGCAGGGAGUGCAAUGUAAAUUGGCGGUAAAAUAAAAAGAGAGGAAAUUGACCAGGGGGUGGUGGCGAUAGGCAACGCGCGUAUGGAAUUUCCGGUGGUGUCCUUUGAGCCUUCAGUGGCGGAAUGAGAAGCAAAAAGUGCCGGAAACAGAUGUAUCCGUGCAGUUUUUGCUUUUUCCUCGCCUCCCUCCCUAUCUCUCUCUCUCUCUCUCUCUCUCUCUUCUUCUGCCUCUCUUUCUCUCGAUCGAUUCACCAUUUUUCUAUUUUUUCCUUUUCCUUUUUUCGUUUCGAAACACGGUGGCUUCCUAUGGUAAUAUCGAGGGGAUGCACUUGAUCGCUAAAACGCGUAACAUUCUUUGCAUAUAGAUGCGAUAUCUCGCUUUUUCUUUUAUGGUGCACUCACCUUCAAACAUUCACCUAUAGAUAUACAUGCAGAGUGAUAAAAGCCGAAUUUGAAAAAUUUAUGUUAAAGUAAUACGAUAUAUCUUAUUUCUACUGUUUUUUCAUAGAAAAAUUAUUGACUAUUACUAAUUAUUGACUCGUGAAUUAUCAUCACCGUGUUUCUGAUAAAUAUCUCUUCAAAAGAUAUGUACGAUCUAUAACAACGAAAUUGUUUCGUAGAGUCGUAAAGCUUCGGUGAAAUCCCAGGCCACGAAAAACGAUUGCCUUUCCAAUUAUACAACAUAAUCAACGAUGAUGCAUUAGGCGAUCCAUCGUUCCCAGUAGGAACCAGUUGCGAACGAACUCUCUGUUUGAUUUCAAUCUCUGAAGAAGUAGAACUGAGAAGAUAUUUGCCCGGUAAUCCACAGGGUAAGCGUAUCCACAAAUCUAAUAACGUAAUUGCAUGAUACGAAGAACGAGCUACUGAUAUCCGUUCUUCAAGACGAACAAAAUAAGAGAAAUAAAUAACACGUCCACGCAAAACUAGCUUUUUGCUAUAUAAAACAAAAGGGGAAUAACAACGUUCGUUCCCAUUCAUGAUCACAAAUAUAUCCGAAUAUUCGUCAUUGAUUCGUACAAAACUACACCUGUGUGCUACAUAUAUCUAUCUAUAUAUAUGCGUGUUCAGCAUUCACAUAAAAUAUGUUAUCUACGCCAGAUAAGAUACUCUUUCCACGUCGGCGAGUAUAGCAAUAAAAUCAAACGUAGUAAGCGUCGAUCCGUCAAUCGAUCAUUUUACCGCCGUCGUGAACUUUCCCACGUAGAUAAUACCGUAGAACAGGUAGAAACUUUCCGCAUUUGGUCGUCGGUUAUCGAGCGAAAUGUUUUCACCAGCUACGCUCUUGUUUUUCCUCUCAUCUGUUGUUCUUUGUCUCACAGCAAAAUCCACGGUACGUAUUUACACGUUUUUAACACGUUUAAUUGUACGAACAUUAAUUACGCACUUUCGGCACGCUUGUACUCUAUUUUCUGUGCCAUCCACCAUAGCAUGGUUAUAGGAAUUCAUUAAUAGUCAUGCAAACUCUGUUGCCUAAUUUCAAACAAAUUUUCGUUAGAUUUCCAGAGAGUAUAGUGAAUACUUACAACGCACGAGGUAAUUCAUGACAGCGAGUGUUGCGAAAUAUUCGUCGGCACGUAAAUACAGGCGAGUUAGCGAGGAAAGCAGAGACGUUCCGAGAGUUAAAUGUCGUCGGCAGCCGUCUUCUUGCAAUUGGUGUAAAAUUGGAAAGGAAGGAAACCGUAGGUUCCAGUAGGCGUUGAACGCUCUCCUCGGGGAGCUUUAAAGCCGAAACUUCUCUGGUUUUCGUCGUCUGCAUAACUGUUGGUUGGCGCGCGCACACGACCUCGUAAAGUUCUGCGCGUCGAAAGUCCGCUCCCGGUUAUCGCGUGAUUAAGCUGUUUAUGCGGCCGAUAUUACGUUUCCGGGUCACAUGAUUUUAACAAGGCAAGUUAAAUAAUAAACGAAAGAACCGUCCUAUCUGACAAACUUUUAACGAGAACAACGAGACAAGCGGCUGGCCAACAAAUAUUUUAACUUAAUUUCGUGAGAGAUCUCGAGAUCGUGAGAUUGUGCCUUAUUUUCUCGCGAUAACAAUGGAAUUCUUACAAUUUUCCCUUUGUAGGGAUCGCAAAAUCGAAAAAUAUUCCCUCGAUUCGAUUUUCGAAUCGGGACAGAGUUUCAAUUUUAGUUAUAAUAUAGUCGCGUUGAAAAUGAGCCGCCGAAAAUGUCGGUAAAAUUAUUAUUGGGCCUUUUGCGAGCGUGUCACAGAAAAAAUGUUGAUCGGUAUCGAUAUAGAUGUUUACUUUAUGGAAAUGUGGCGUCAUGGACUACGCUAGGAGAUUCCAAUUUCGAUAUUCGUACAUUCAGCUUUUCUUGCUAUUGACAAAAGAGCAAAUAUUUCGUUGGAGAAAGUUAUUUCAGUUGUUUGCCUUUAAGAAAAAUUCGUACGAAUACCGGACUUUUAUGAUUCUUAUAGAACAUCUUUUUUUCCUAACAAUCACAAUCCCUGUAGCCUCUCCUAUUUCCUUGAGCAUUGUCUCUCUGUCGCGCUGUUAAGCUUCGUGUUUAUAUUCUAAUGAAUCGAUGUCCAACUUUGAUACGACAAACGUAUUACGAUAUAACUCAAAGAAGUCGUGACUUACCAUGGGAUCAAUACGAUUUGCGGAACAAAUCUUUGGUGUUUCAGCGGACGUAGCGAAUAAGAAAGAGAAUGGUCAAAGUUUUACUCGUUUAGUUAAUUAUAGACCGAUUCGUCGGCAAGAAUAGAAAAACGUUGAAAUUUUGUUUGUUUCGGUUGCCCCCGCGUUCGGUUCAACGAAACAAAGGCCCGGCUAUCUUCUGGUUCGAAAACGAGAGAAACGAAGGGACGAAGACCGCGCCCCGGAGAAUAUUUGCAUCGAAAACUGGAUUAUAAAGUUUCGUUGUGUUAUCACUACUUAAGAGAUUAAGGUUUUCUUGCGCAGAGCCUCUUGGGAAUUCUAAUCGUGCUCGUUAACACUUUGAAACUCGAUCGAGGGUCUUUGUCUUCUUCGUGACCAAGAAAAAUUGCGCUCCAUCGUUGAUUAGAAUUCUCAUAUGUCGCAGGAAAUUACAAUGAAGAACACUGUUGACACGUUAUCAGACUCGGAGAUUCUUCUAACGGUAACGGCUUGCACGACUGCGCUCGUAUUAGUCGUUCUUCUUCCCACGCUCAUUUACUACAAAUUCUGUAAAAGAGACUUGCUAAAUCAAGUCGUAUAGAGCUGAGCGUUGACCAAAAGCACGGGGACAACACGACCAUCGUAGUAUAAAAUGUUGUAAAAUGUGUAAAUGUGUAAAUACGUAAAUUGUUAUGGAAUAUGUAAAAUGAUGUAAAAUACAGAUCUCAAUUUUCAUAAAACCAGUUCGUCUAUCUUGUUGAAUUGAAUUGAACGAAUGAGCGAAUCCGAGUCAACCGCAAUUAUCAAUUUCAUAGGGAAUUUCAUAUGGGAAAUACGAUGUCCACCGGUGUCCUCGUUAUACAAAUUUUCUAUCCUCAUUACGAUGAAACGCUACUGUCCACUCGCUGUUAGUACCGUUAACGCAGAAUUAAACGUAAUAUCAUGUAUAAUACAUGCACACUGAUUUUGAUUCGGGAGUAAAGUUUUACGAUUAGCAAAGGAUCAGCCAGUAUAGAUCGAAUAGUCUUUUAAACUCGAUAAUAGUGUUUGAACGUCGUUAUAUGUUGUCGAUAACGGUAUGGCAACGAACACAACGGUGUGUGGACUAUGUUCGCGUUGUAAUUUUGGGGAAUGAAAUUUUGGAGAACGUCGGUUCGGAUAAUUACUAGGAUGUAUCGGCAUGUGUUUGUUAAAGCCGGUUAUUGAAUAAUAAUUUCGGCCAUGCAGUCGCGGCAUCGAAUAGUCGAGUGGUUUGGAAUAAAAACGUGGACCCAUCGUUACCGAUCACGCUGUUCGCGUUUAGUUACGCAGGACGCGCGACCAUUUCGUUUAAUGGAAUAUCAGUACACGAUUGAACAAAUCGAUCGGCAGAAUUUAUCAUAUUACUACGGGACGUUGAGAAACACGAUGCUUUCCGAUUCGUUUGGCCGGCUACGACAUCAUGGGAGCAAUUGAAAUUGCUGAUAAUAUGUUUCAUCGAUUCAGUCAGUUUAACACGUACGAUGUUUUAACUUCGAUGGAUAUUCAUUUUUCAUUUUUUAUCGUACAUCGCGAAUAUUUUCUUGGUCCGGUAGUUGCUUCUUUUUUCCAGUUCACUACUUUCGUAAACGGAAUAUCAUAUGGCGGGAGAAUAGGGAAAUUGUUUUAAAAUUAGAUCGAAGGAUUAACGUUUGACUCUUGUCGCCGCCAUUUAUACUGCCAUGCUACGUCUUUCCUUGACGACUCUGUUAGUCCAACGUGUAAUUGCACACAACGAAGUAUAGAAAUUCGUCACUGUAAAUUCCGUAUAAGCGCUCGAACUUGUGUCACAGAUACAUGUCAUUCGCGUUCAGCAAUCUAAUUCGUAAUGUAUUACACUUGCAUUGGCGUUUGUAAUUACACAAACUCCAAACAAGCUUGAAACAAGAGAGUUUCUAUAUUCGUUUACAAAGGAUAACGUCGAAUAUUCAUUACAUUUUGCAAUUCAAUCGAGUUGAAUACAACUAAUUUAAAGAGCAAAAAUUUCCAAGAGCAUAGGACAAUGUAGUAAAAUAAACCGUAUACAUAAAGCUGGCGCGAAUAAUAAUAUCAAAUUUGAUAUAACCAGAAACUUUCGCGAGGUAUGAUCGGGUCGUUACCCGACUCGACAAUGUUUUCUUUCAUUGCAUUGCAAAUUCAAAACGUCUCGUUAACGCGUGAAAACGCCAACUUUUAUAGAAACGUAGAAGCUUACUCAGGAAUUUCAAAGCUACUCACCGUGAAAAUUUUCUUUCUUGUCGGUCGUAUAUAUGUAAAGUUACAACGCGUACUUUUAUUCAUUUCCAGUGAAUAAAUAGCAAACACCUUGCCCGAAUCUUUUUAUAUCUGAAAUCAUUCAAUAGAUAUUCCUGCUGCCAAUUAACCACGCUUAUUGAUUUAUCUUAAUAAAUCAGUUAUUUGCUUGAUAAAUUUAUCCACAGAAUCGUAUUGCACAAUAAUUUACUAACCAAUAAUAUUAACGAAUUGACAAGUGAUGAAUUAUGAAUUCGAAAUGUUUGUUCCACGAACACUCCUUAUCAUUUCACCUUCCGUACGACAAUUCGCUGACCUAUAAUCUGUAAAAUUUACUUAAGCAUUACUCGUUUUAUUAUUACACUUAUUAUUGUUACGUAAGAAUAUUUAUUUAUUAGUAUUCCUAUAAUACUUGUAGAAUUUCAUUAAUAAUUUCCGUUUUAUUUUAUUCAAUGUAACCCGAAUGAUAAUAUAGAGCGAUAUCGAUCGUCUAUACGUUUUCAUUGUACGGUAAGUACGAUUUUACCUACCGUCGACAAUACAAUAUCACAUAGAGGUAAACCUUACUAUUGGCAGUGAUAAGAAGUCGGAACACGUCUCGAAUUGUAAAGCUUAGGAGGUGAAUGAAAAGUCACGCGAUAAGGUGAACAAAUAUUCGGAUUUACCGUGCCGCAUAGGGUAGCAGCAUAAAUGUGUGGUAUAGAUAAGUCGUAUUCUACUACUGCAGGUUUCAAUUGGAUUACUAUACUGGGAUAAACUAAACCUCGAUAACAGAUUCGGUAUCGCAUGUAUCUCAACCGCGGAGGUUUACGUGCAUGUACUAAAGAGUAUUUUAUAUCUCAAAAGCAAAAGAAUUCGGUGGUGCUCCGAAGCUCUAAAGUAAUAGAGUCUUUACACCUUCAAACAUUGUAGCACUUUGAAUUUCGUGGCGUUGUGCAUCGUGUGAAGCAACUACUUGCGUAUGGAUGCAACAUAGAAUGAAAUAAUCGAAUAUGAAAGAUAUACGUAUAGAUGAUAACAUCUGUAUCGUGCAUAGACCAACCCCGUUCCCUAUAAUCUUCGUUACUAUCCAGCAAUUACGUUAUAAAACACUACUUGGAACAUCGAGGAAACUACAAAACGGACCCUUUACUGGGAAAUAAUAACUCGGGUUUUCCGGAUACUCUGCGUGUGAUAUGUAAUAGUCCUACACUGAAUGAUUAAUGAGAAUAAUUUAUUGAUCUUCGUUGGCCGCUGUUUUACUAACAUUUACAUCAGGGUGAAAGUUAUUUCGUUCGGUGUUCCAUGUUUCUAAAGAACAUUCAGUGAAAUGAGCAUGUUUAACGUGAACAUUCGUCAAGUACUGUACAUAGUGGAAUUGGCUGGAAUGUUCACGUGCACCUGGCCAAUUGAUCCGAAUAGUAGUAAGAAACAAAUCUUUUUUCGCAACAUCCGAUGGUCGUUUGCGAUAUUAAAUGUUAUUUUCCUAACGAUAUCCUUGGUGUUCGCUAUCUUUCACUUUCGACACGAUAUACCUAUUUUAAUGAAAACUGUCUCCGAAGUAACAGCUCUACUGGAGGUGCUCUUCGAUUUGAUUCUUUGUAGAAGGAAUAACGCUCAACUACAGGUUCUGAUAGGAAAAGUUAAAGCAUUCCUGGAAGUGGCCAGUGAACAUGAGACUAAGGCAAUAGAAAGAUACAUGGAUCGUUACAAGCAAUUUCUCUCGGUAACUGCAAUGGGAUAUAUCACAACCGCGAUCUCAUUUAGUUUGGCGCCUUUCUUCUCGGCCCAAGAAUUACCAGCAGAUGGAUGGCUUCCAUUUUCCACCGAAUCACUCGGAAUAUAUUGCAUGGUCUACGUUAACCAAGUUUACUGCAUUUUUCAAACGGCAUUCUGCAUUGGCGUUGAUUUCACGAUCGCUGUUUUGUUCAGUUUCUCCGCAGCCAGACUAGACAUACUAAGAAUGAAACUACGGCACGUGAAUAGCUCUGAUAUUCUGGUAAGCUGUAUCAAGGAACACCAAGAAAUAAUAGGAUUUGUGGAGGAUACUAAAACUACUGUUGAGACUUUAUUAUUCAAAACGAACGCCACGAUGGGAAGCGCUGUGAUAUGCGGAGCUUUCCCUCUGAUUUACAAUCAAUCAUUGGCCGUAAUGAGUCAGUAUCUUUCUUUUGUGGUGUCUGGUUGUACCCGCCUGUACGUCAUCUCCUGGCCAGCGGACGAUUUAAAAGAAAGUAGUGUGCAGUUCGCAAAAUCGAUCACCGACGUUCAAUGGUUAGGAAAGCCAAAAGACAUGAAAAGCUCCAUGCUUAUUAUGAUGCAGAGAAGUCAAAAACCGCUACUCAUUAGAAUGAGUGGUUUACUACCGCCUCUUACCUUGGAAUAUUUCGCAAACUUUAUAACUACAGUAUCGUCCUACUUCAUGGCAAUGAGAUCAAUGAUCGAAUCGUAA